CUACCACCAAACCAUCCUCAUCAUGCCUACCCUACGCGAAUUCGACGCCGCGUGCACGAUGGUGGAGGCCAUCUCUUGCGCACACACCGGGCUAGCAGCUCGCAUGCUCGAGGCCGGAGUAGAUCCGAACAUCCCGUCCGACGGGCGAGGAGGCAAGGCCCCCGUUUACCUGCUGGGGCUGUCCUGCUUCCUCGGCCGUCCGGAAAUGGUCCGCCUCCUGCUACAGCACGGCGCCAGCGUGGACAAGCGCAUGCGGGGAGGGGAGACUCCGCUCCAGACCGCCAUCGGCGAAGGUGAACGUGGCAUCGUCGCACAGCUCUUGGCCGCCGGCGCCGAUGUGAACUUAAAGACGGGAGGGUCGGGACGCACCGCUCUGCAUAAAGCCGCCUGCCAAGGCGAUGUGCAGAUCAUAAAGAAGGUCAUCGAAGGAGGAGCGAGGCUCGACGCCCUCGACGCCGAGGAGUACAUGCCGAUACACCUCGCCGCGGACGAGGGGAAUCUCCCCGCGCUCAAGGAGCUCGUCAGGGCCGGCUCUGACCCGGAGUGGCGUAGUGGAGCCCUGCAGCCCCCGCUCGCAAACGCCUGCAUGAGCGGCCGCACGAAGGUCGCCAAGUACCUGCUAGAGACUUGCAACGUGGACGCAGGGACCGCGGACAGCGUAGGUUACACGCCGCUGGCGAUUUCUGCCCAGGGCGGGCACGUUUCCAUCGUGCGGAUGCUGCUCAAGCGGGGCGUGGCCUUACUCGGGAAAAACGCCUACCGCGACGCGAUCACGGGUGUUGCGAUGACGGGAAACAUGGAGAUGCUCCGAGAGCUUGUGUACGUGGAGGGAGGGGUCCAUCUCCUAGGCGCAAAGACCUCGCAGCUCAUGACCGCGCUCCACUUCUCGGCCGGCUACUGCCACGCCCGAGCCACGGCCCUGCUGCUCCACGCCGGCGCCGACGAGGGCGCGGUGGAUAGGAACGGCGGCACCCCUCUGGACGUGGUCGACACCAAGCGGUCCCCCCAGGGGCCGGCGUACCGGGCCCUGUCUUGGAGGUGGCCCGCUUCCUCCGCGUUUGAGACGACUCCUGAUUCUGCCGCCGCGACGGGCGGUGCUGCUCUCGCUCUUCCGGGGCUAGAUGCGGCGGAACCGGGGUCUGCGAAAGAUGCGGCGCAAUUGGUUCCCUACCCCGAGACGGAGAAGGAGUGGGUGGAUAGUGACGAGAGUUUCGACGAGGCGUUCGCGUCGGCGGUGGCCGGGUCGUGGAGGCUUAACGUGGCGGUCUUCCGUCGAAGCCGGCCACCCCCGCCGCCCUGUGGCAGCGAGGGCGGGUACCCUGCGGUGGAGCAGCGUGCGGCGCUCGUGUCGCGCUUUGAAAGUGUACUGUAG
This is a messenger RNA of Ectocarpus siliculosus, 1372 nucleotides long. NCBI's taxonomy places the organism in Eukaryota, Phaeophyceae, Ectocarpales, Ectocarpaceae. The record is from the annotation of a GenBank genome assembly.